AUGCUCCGUAGGCACUCCAACCCCGCACAGACGAUACGCGUCGAGACGUUUGUGGCGUCGCUAGCCUGGGCAAAGACGAUCAUGCAGCUCAGUCCCAGCACGCAGCCCGAGGUGGAGACGGGUGUAAACCUCUGUGUCGAGGUCCGACUCUUUCACUCCCUCAUGUACUUUCCUAUGGCUUCUUCAACUUCUCAAUGCUUUCCCCGGUUCGGACAGUGCGAAUUCCUGGAGCUGGACGAAGAUGAGUUGGAUACAUCAUACUUGCAUACGCGCGUCGUGAAAUCUCCUGCAAGAGAGGCACUUCUGUCACGCCAUCACAGUUUCCGUUCUUAUCCGGCCGAAAACAAUAUCGAUGCAGCGACUCUACUCUUUAAUCUCAGCCACCUUGCACCAACCGCCGCAAAGGACUUCGUAGCAAAGCACCAUGCCAUCAGCUCUAUGCCGUUACGAUUGCUCAAUGAUGUCGGCUUCCAAGGUGUGGAAGAAGGAUACAUAGCCCUGAGCUACUGCAGAAAGAAGGUCAACCUCGAUACUCCACGAAGGGUGGUAACACCCAUUGGAUUUGGAUGGUCAACUACUGAAGAAGAGUUCCCCAUGCCGACAAGCAACAUCGCCUUCCAGGCUGUAUUGCGGGAAAGGAGGAUAGGAGAAGGUCUCUGGUUUGAUCAAGUCUCUAUCAACCAAGAUGAUGACAUGGAAAGGGCUGCAUGCAUGGGGGCUGUCGACCUCAUCUACAAGAAUGCGAGAGCAGUCGUUGUGGCCUUGGACGAUAUCGCUGCCUCCGCAGACGAAGAGCAAUUCCUACGGUACUACGUCGAGCAAUAUAGCUACUCCGAGCUAGCACACGAUCAGCAACCUAACCUCUGCAUGUCUCCGCCACUAAUGCAUCAAUACCCACUCCUAUGGUCAUUACUCGAGCGUAUACUUGGUUCAAGCUGGUUUGGACGUGCUUGGUGCGCACACGAGAUGAGAUUAGGUCAAAGCCAUGUCUUCGUGGUGCCGUGCUAUCGGCAGUACGAUGACGAGGUCCAGACCGUUAUACGCUUCACUGGCGCGUUCUUCCUCCAUUUACUUGCGCUCGCUAGCGAAAUCUACCCAUCGAUACCUGCAUACCGCGGCAGGUUACGUUCACUCCACACUUUCUUUCAACAUGCGGCCUUGGGCGAAGAUACAAACCUCGCUGUACAGAGGCCAGACACUCCCCAAAUGGGCGUACCAGCUGGAUCUGCACUGAUCCCCAAGAUCGCAGAAACCUUUCAGUUACAAGCUAGUGGUAACCCAAGGUUACCAGAGUACCUCAGGAGACAAGAUGCCAAUCGUGAUAAAAUGGGGAUAGCACUGAAUGCCUCCGGACUACCACUAGCAUUGACAACUGUCACCACAUUGUCAAGACCAAACAUAGAAGACGAAUGCCUUAGAUCACUCCUUCUUGUAGGUCUCGCAGCACAAGAUCCAGUUGCGUUGUGCACGACGGGCCCACAUCUCCGGCUUCAUGACGGUUCUAUAUCUUGGUUGAGCCGUCCAACGUCACUCGAUAUCAAUCCCGAUCUUCCUGCUCCACCACGCUUUACUGCAACAACGACUCCCAUCACUCAAGGCUCAGAUGGCAGAGCCGAGUACGCUCAACUCGACAUGAUUUUCUUGGAGCUUCCUCACCGCAAACAAUCAAAUCCAUUCUUCCCAACGCAAGUCACCCGCGCUCGUACGCUGAUAGAUUUAUGCAUCCAGUUCCGGCUCGACGGAUCUUCCCUAUGGAACUCGUGGCAAACACCGAAUCAUACUCGCGCCUUGACUAUGCGUAACACUUUUAUCCAGACCCUCGCCUGCGUUUUCGAUUGCGGACCGCACUGGCUGAUCGAGCUAUCAUCGCGCCUGACACAGCCUAAUACUCCGACUCUGGCGCCACACACUAUUGAGAUGAUGUUGAAUCCCCAUCUCAUCGUUCGUAACUACAUACUGCUGCCUGAAGGCCAGGCAGCGCUAUCGCUUCUCCUUACUUUCCUGUCUAACCUCAUUUCAUCGGGCAUACCUUGGGGGUCCGGUACUUCUGAGCAUAACUGCGGACCCAUGAUCAUUACCAGUCCUGUAUCUUCGACGGCCCACGGCGCGGUUUCACAUCCAUAUGGCGGGAAAGCCAUCAUAUUCGCGCCAUUUGCGCAUUCGAAAACACUUCUCAUUGCUGUACCUGCUGCAGUAAAGGAAGCACAUUACGACAAUCUUGCGCGCGGCUGGAUUUUGACGAGCAUGAAUCCAUACACAGGAAGUCCAAAGCCGACUGUCAGCUGGACACUACAAACAAAAGGCGUUAUCUUUGGGGAUGGGAAUUUCAACGCUGGCUUGGAGCGAUGCAGUGAGGUAAGGAACCAUCGGGUGUAUGGUCCUCCAGCUCAAUGA
This is a messenger RNA of Parastagonospora nodorum SN15, 2394 nucleotides long. RefSeq lists its product as hypothetical. Lineage: Eukaryota; Fungi; Ascomycota; Dothideomycetes; Pleosporales; Phaeosphaeriaceae. Bases 1 to 2394 code for a protein of 797 amino acids. The record is from RefSeq and is a predicted model, not a curated record. The transcript has 2 exons.